Molecule: messenger RNA, 213 nt
Organism: Lathyrus sativus (Indian pea)
Lineage: Eukaryota; Viridiplantae; Streptophyta; Magnoliopsida; Fabales; Fabaceae
Source: the annotation of a GenBank genome assembly
AUGGAAAAUGCAUUCCAAAAUCUUGUAGAAGCCUCUGAGCAAUCAUUAUCUGCAUUUGGAGAAAAUGAUCCUGAUACAAACUGUGCAAAUACCCCAACUAAGGAUGUCUCUGUCGGUCGUAAUGUUGAAGAUGUUGACUGUGAAGUUUAUGUGGCUACACAAUUUUCAGGCACCAAACCGUUGAAGAAAGUGAAAAUGGAACCAACUGUUUGA